AUGCCUAUGAUAUAUACAGGCAAGCACCUGGAGUGUGUGUGUGUGAUGCACGGGGACAGAUAUGGUGGUAAGAAGAAAGACUUAGUGCUGACACCGUUCAGGGAAUACAGUGUUCAAAGCUCAAUCCUGGGGUCUGAGAGAGAAGAUGAGUGGGGUCUGAAGGGAUCCCUUGACAUGUUCAUCUCUGAGGCUGGGGCGGACCAUACGGCUGUCUUGCAAGUCCACUCUACCUCAUCUGCAUCUCACAACCACUCAGGCAGCAGCAACCAGCAGCUUUGUGUGAGCAGGAAGAGGAAGAUCAACCAGACUGACUGCAGCCUUCCUGAACACUCCUUCUCUGGGCCCCAUAGCAAGCAUCCCAAUUUGCAGGGUUGUGGUAGUUUCAGCAGUCACCACCCUGAUCAGCAGCAGCAGCAGCAUGGGCUACAGCAAAUCGUGUUUGCAGCAUCGUCCACGUGUUCUCAAGUACAGGAGCAGCACACCAGCAGCUCGACAACAUCUUGUCAAAAAACUUCCUCAGAAAGUUCUUGCUUUCCUGACCAGCAAUUCAAGCAAAACAACUCGUCCUCUACAACGCGUCAUCCCUCUCACCACCACCAUCACCACCAACACAACUCACAAACUCUUCAACCUUAUACCGGCAGUACGGCAUCCUCAACUCACCACCAUCACCACCAUACGUUACCUACGUCCCAUCAUCACCACCAUCACCACCAGUCACGUCCAGCUGCCGCAACUAAGCCUGUAGACUCGUACCACAAGUGUUCAAAGCGGAGUGGGGGCAAGUGGUGUGAGAACAACAGCAGCAGCAGCGGGCGCUGCGGCGAUGUUGGCAGCCUCAUCAGCAGUGGGACUGUAGUGGUGGGUGUUGGAGGUACGAACAACAACAGUACAACACAAGCAAGCACCCACAGAACGGUGGGGGGCAAGGGUGCCCCCGGCGGUGGCGGGGGAGGGGGAGCAGCCACCAAAGCGGGGGGAGGAGGGGCUAGUGAUGGAGACUACCAGCUGGUGCAGCAUGAGGUGCUCUACAGCGUCACCUCUCAGUACGAGGUGCUCGAGUUUCUGGGCCGCGGCACCUUCGGCCAGGUGGUCAAAUGCUGGAAAAAAGGCACCAAUGACAUCGUCGCCAUCAAGAUCCUUAAGAAUCAUCCGUCUUACGCCCGUCAGGGACAAAUUGAGGUGAGCAUCCUGACUCGCCUCAGCCAGGAAAAUGCAGACGAGUUCAACUUCGUGCGUGCGUUCGAAUGCUUCAACCACAAGAGCCACACGUGUCUCGUGUUCGAGAUGCUGGAACAAAAUUUGUAUGACUUCUUAAAGCAGAACAAGUUUUCUCCAUUGCCUCUCAAGUUCAUCAGACCUAUUCUACAGCAAGUGCUUACUGCGUUGCAUAAGCUCAAGCAAUUGGGUUUGAUCCAUGCGGACCUGAAGCCUGAGAACAUCAUGUUAGUGGACCCGACACGUCAGCCGUACCGCGUGAAAGUGAUAGACUUUGGGAGUGCGUCGCACGUGAGUAAGGCCGUGUGCAACACGUACCUGCAGUCCCGCUACUACCGCGCCCCUGAGAUCAUCUUGGGGCUGCCCUUCUCAGAGGCCAUAGACAUGUGGUCGCUGGGCUGUGUCAUCGCUGAGCUCUUUCUUGGCUGGCCUCUAUAUCCAGGGUCGUCUGAGUACGAUCAGAUUCGUUACAUCAGCCAGACACAAGGGAUACCCGCAGAAAACAUGCUUAAUGCUGCCACCAAGACCAGCAAAUUCUUCUACCGGGACAACGAAGCCCCGCAUCCUUUCUGGAGGCUCAAGACCCCAGAAGAGCACGAGAACGAGACCACCAUUCGCAGCAAGGAAGCCCGCAAGUAUAUUUUCAACCGCCUGGAUGACAUGGGCCAAGUGAACGUCCCUACCGAUCUCGAUGGUAAUGAACUUGCGGCAGAAAAAAGUGACCGCCGUGAGUUUAUCGACCUUUUGAAGCGCAUGCUUACCAUGGAUCAGGACCGCCGCAUUUGCCCGCUUGAGGCUCUGCAGCACGCGUUCGUGAGCUUGCAUCACCUGCUGGAGUUCUCAUUGUGCCCUAACGUGAAGGCUGCUAUGCAAAUGAUGGAAGUGUGUCGGCGCCCUGCUCCAUACACUCAGUCGGCGGCUGCGAUGACGGCCGCUGCGGCUGCUGCUGCCGCCGCUGCUGCAGCAGCUGCCGUUGCCUCUCAGCCACAACAAAUACCACCGUCCCUUCUUCCCGCAAGUCACGUGCACUCAAGUAACGGUUCUGUCACUCUUGCUUUCAAUAACCAAAUUACCAAUCAGUAUGGUAUGUAUCCUGGGGGUCGAAGCCGCUCAUACGCCACUACAAGCAGCAGGAACGAUGCUGCGGCCGCCGUCGCUGCCGCAGCUGCCUUCAACAAUCAGCUGGUGCCCUCAGUUCUAUGUCCUCCGCCUCCCUACCCUGGCCUGACGUCCCCUGCCAAACACGUGACCGUAGUGUCUCAACAGCCUCAACUCCUGCAGCAGUCUCUGUUACAGACUCAACAGGUGUUACAAACGCCACAGGUGGCAGGAGGUGGGGGUCCGUACGUGCCAGUGUCUAUGGUGGAGGCUGGUAGAAGUGGCAUCAUGUUGACGGCUGCACCUGCCGCGGCCGCUGCAGCUGUGGCCAGUGGCUGGGCUAGACCUGGUCAGAUGACGCUGGUGCCAGGUUGGCAACAGCUGCAUCCUCAGCCGCAGCCUUCGCAUAACCCGUACACAAGCCUCUCUACCCUGCAGCAGAGCCAACACGUGGCAGUUGCUCAGCAUCCCUCGUCACGUCUGAUCACCACAGAAACUUCUGUCGACCCUUGGCGUCGCUCGCUGCUUGUUGAUUCGGGUUUGGACCCUCCAGUUUUCCCUGUGGACUUACAGACCGCUACUGACUUUUAUGCCACGGAUUAUCCUGCCGCCGCUGCGGCCGCUGCCGCAUCUUGGAACUCAAGUAAACGCCCAGGUAAACUGAGCGGUGCCGUGGCCACCUCUUCAGGCUAUGUUGGACACUCGAGCAACGCGAGGAGUGGUGCUACCCGCAGUUCCUCAGGGACUCACACUCUCAUGGCUGGUCUGCAAAUGCAUCAAGACCUCAAAGACUUGAGCCAGCAACUCUCCCCUGUGAAGAAGCGCGUCAAGGAAGGCACUCCACCGUAUGGCUCAUCAUGGCCAGCUCAGCUGCCUCAACAGUAUCAACAGCAACAAGCAUCGUCUCAUGUUCAUUAUGGAAAUGUUCAGCAGCAUCCUGCCCCUGCUGCGGCUCCGGCAUCCUAUCAUCACAGUAACAAAUCUGACGCAAACGGCAAUCAACGCUCCAGCAAACAGCAGACCAUUACCAUUAGGGAUACCCCUUCUCCUGCCGUGUCUGUUAUAACCAUCAGCGAUAGUGAGGAUGAAACUCCAACCACUGGCAAAAAGGCUUCAGCAAACUCAGCGGCUAAUGCUGCCGCCAUUGCUGCAUCCUGCAAAGACCAGCACUGCGCAACGUGUCGUAAUAACAAUAAUAAUUUGAAUCAGACCAAAAACGGCCACACCGAAGCUUCAGUAGACGAUAAAUAUUUUGACUCAAACAAUGGAAGGAGCAACAAGAACAACUCUCAGUACUCCUCGCUGGCGGCCUCCCAGAGCCAGAAGAAGCGGCUGCUUGCCAAAGUUCAGAGUGAAAGCAUGACUGCGAAGCCUGAGAACAUGGCGCCGUACUCGCAGCACAAUGCCAACGCUCAGCACAACAACCAACACUAUGACAAUACCAACAACAACAGUGUUGAGGUGGCUGCCAGCAAUAACCGUGAUGGGUCGUGCACGUCGCACGGAUCUCGUCACCCCCACGACCCGCAGCAUCAGCCCGCCACCUCCUCUCACCGCGACACCCUCCCUCCCCCCGCCGCACACUCGCGCCACCAUCACCAUCAUCACCACCACAACUCAAGGGUCAACACUUCUCUGCCCAUGCAGAAAGAAUACGUUAAUACAGCGGUCAUAGGUAAGGAGUACUGCGAUCCACCAGCAGCUCACAGCUCACGCGAGGAAAGCGCCGCACUGAAGGCCUGGAGCUCAGGACAGCAACAACGAAAUUUGGCGUACAGUCAACACCCCCAGGCGUCUCCUGCCUCACGUCCUGCCAUAUCUUCAACUCCAAACAACAACUCGGUCCUGCAGGACCAGCAACUGCAGCUGCAUCUGCAACAACACGCGGCAGUGCUGCUGGGCCCAGCAAGCAGCAACAGUAACAGCAUGAGCAACGCAAGUAACGUGCUCACGUCGGACGUGUAUCGUGACUACAGAACUGCUCAGGCGGUGCCUCGCUCGUCGCAUCAGCUUGUGUCGACGCACGCGUAUGUUCCAUCUUCACAGCCCACGUAUUUGCCUGCUGCACAGCAGCCCUUCACGGGCGCGCCUCUUGUUCACUGCACCACAGCGGCUCAGGAGAUCAUUAGGGGUGGUGUGCCUCCCCCUGCUCAUCACAGUAGCGGCAACCGAUGCGUCUUGAGCGGUCCAUCGACUCAGCCUCUCCCUGCUCAUCUGCAGCCCACACCCGCCCACCUCCAGCCCACUCCUGCCCACUUACAGUCCACUUCAGUGUACGGCGGGCACGCUGGCAGUAGCAACGCUGUGCAUAUGGCUGCCUACACAGCUGCUACUGCUGCUGCCUACAGCGCUCUCUCGCCUCCCAAAUCUCAAUACCAGAACAUUUGGUUUACUGACUGAUUGUGCGACUACGUCCACGUGUUGCCCGGUGCUAUUGUCGCCACCUCAUUCAAUUUAAACCCCACGGUUAUUACAUGAUUCUGAUGGAACACAUAACUUCUUACUGCACCGAUAUCACCACAUGCAGUCAUCUUAUCGACAUCUUAUGGGACGGCUAUAUAAGCCUUUACAUGACCAGUUUGAUGGUGUCGUGACCUGACCGCUUCUGGCUUUCUUAUCGGUCUCCUCAUUACCUUCCAACAAAAUCCUGACCAGUAACUGGGGGUAGAGGCUCGUAACCUCAGAUGGACGUCAUGAUCGCCGCCGCGUUUUUUUGAAUAGUUGAUGAGCAAGUAUUUUCUUGGCAAGAUGUUUCGUGGCAGUUGCAUCUCUGCAUCCCGAUGUUCUUUGUGCUAAACAUUUAUUGCUUGUUCACGUUCACGCAGGCUUCUGUGUUUCUCGCUGCCGUCGUAAAUUAAGUAAAUGUUAAAACUCGAGUUGAAGUAUGACUCUCGAAAACUCGAGUUUCCACGCUGGUCAUAACCUUAUGUGGUUGAAUCUAAUCCGUUGGGUAAAUCCUACCUAAGCAAAUACUUCGAUGUAAUUUUUGGUCAGGCUCAUGAUUUUUAAGCCUGGACUUUCUUGUGAAUGAUUCAUUAUCAUGCUUGAUAUAGUGUUUGCUAUGUUCUGAGUUCAGUAGACUAAUGCUAAGGUCUACGGUGUAAUUCAAUCCUAAUGUGUGUGUGUGUGUAUAUCGAUACCUGACGUGCCCUGGUAAUGAAGUUUUGUCUCGUAUUACACUUAACUAAGACGGUCUCUUAUCACCAGACAAUGGCCAGAGUCACGUCACUCUUCGCUGCUACUCCGGCUGUUUCCUUUUAUCCAUCUUAAUUUAACUUACUGCACUGAGGUUCAUUCAGUAGCACUUCUCUCUUCCGCGCUUUCAUUCAUUGCAUAAGGUUCUUUUGGCUCCAUCACUGGAUCGCUGAACGUACAGGUUCUGGCCACUUGCAGUGACUUCACAAGUCGGCAAUUUUGCUCAAUAAUAAUCGCCUGAAGUCUCUUUGUUCUUGCGUUGCAGUUUGGUUCUCACCCUACUGCUAUUGUUCAUGGUUAUAUUAAUUUAACGCGUAUAUUAUUUAACUCUUGGUGUGUCCCAGUUCUCUAAGUUUAAUCGUGUUGCAGUACAGAUCUAGAUUUAUUAACUAAUUUCAAACUAGCUGAAAUGAAGAGCUGUACGAACUUCCGUCAGUUUGUGAAUAAUUUUGUAUUUCAAGGUUUUUGUUCAUGUUCAAAACUUCCUUAUUUACUAUAACCUUAACUAUACGACCGAGCCUUGCUUCAAGACUUAUCGUGGCCCGGGCAUUGUUUUUUUUUUCUAUCCCUAGUGUAUAUCUAUACCAAGAGCUCUAACUAACAUUAGUUGUCGAUAGCUGUCUAGUACACACUUCUUCCUCGAGAUGUACUUCCAGAUAUUUUCUGCCGUUUUUAUUCUUGACCGUCUCCUGAGAUGAAGUACCUGUCGUAAUAAUGUUUCGUAGCUUUAGAUAGUAUUCACAAAUUCUGGCGAUAUACUUUUCUCUUGCUGGAAAGCUUAUAUACUAAUCUUAAACGCCCUUCAUGUCGAAGAAAGCCAAGAAGAUUCCUCACCUUUUAUUUGGAGGAAAACUGUUGUUAUUUUCUAACACUAGUGUAAAACUGGUCGAGUUUACUGAGCAGUUUUCAAUAGUACAUUUUUAUUGAGUUUUCUGGUGAAUGCUAGCAUUGUGUAGUGGCUUCCUCAAGGGAGCCUGAGUGUGAUCCAAGGUUUCCUGAAGACGCCGUCGUGUCAGCAAUGACUGCUAGAACAUUUGUGUCUAAAAUGCCCAAAAGUGAAUAGUGACUUUUGUGUUGAUAGUAUUCAGUGAUAUUGCUUUGACAAUUUUUAUUGUGAACAGAACCUUCUGAUUCUAAGGGCGUCAAGAAGUGUUCCUAAUAAGGAAGUAUCGAACAAGAGAACUCAGUGUGAGCAGUGUUGGAAGUGCUUGCUGUACCCUACAGUGAACUGGAUCUUCCCUUGUGAACCUGAAGAUUUGGCCUGACGCAUCGUUUACCAGGCUUUGUGAUAUUCUUUUCAGCGUUUCAUUGAAACCCCGAGAUGUGAUAAUUUUACUGCAAUGACUAAGUGGAGUGCGCAUUUCGUAGUGAUCUGAUGCUUCUUCUGAAAUGAAGCAUUCGAAUUUUAUAGCAGUGACGAUGGUGAGGAAAGGACAGUUUCCGUCUCACCAUAAUAAUUUUUUUAACUUAUUUGCUUUUCCUCGAGUGAAAUGUGCAUGUUUUUUUGACUGUGACGACUUGAAGAAACGCCGGCUCAACAUAUUUCCCGACAACGAGCAUCUGGGAAGUGCUCGCUGAGGUCGGGUGUCGGACAGCCUCUUUGUUAUUUACCCCCCGAGUGUUUGGUUAGCUUUAAGUAUUAACGGUGCCUCCACUAAUUGUUUUGGGCAUAGAUAAUCUUCGGUGUGCUGUCAGACGAUGUAGUUUUCUGGUUAUAAUUUGGUGUCUUGAUUUUUAUUUUCUUGAUUUGCUUGAAGUAGAAACGUAAGCUGCGUGGUAGCGAAUACUCGAUGCUGGCUUCUAGUUGUCCAGGCUCACCGGAGUUUCAAAGAGCUUUCUUAGUUUGUGUAUAAACUAAACAAAUAAUUAGCUUGUGGACGAGGUUAGUCCUUAAUAUGCUUCUUAAUGUCAUCAUUUGGGGCCAAUCUUAUUGGAGUAAGUCUGAUGGAGCAGCGCGAUUUAAGAUGUGAUCUGUUAAGAGAUCAGAGUUGAGUGGAGACAUGAUAGUGCUGAAUUGAUUAAAUUUUAUUCGGAAAUCAGACUCGGCUGCAUUUCGAAAUAUUUCGGAGAUAGGUCGGUGGUACAAUGAAAGUUAUUUGGUUACAUUUCAGUUUUGUAAGCCAUUUAGUAUUAUUUUCCCGAGGUUUUAGGUUGAUAGUAAGUUAUAAAGUGACACAAAACUUGCAAUUUAUAUCUUGUAUUGGUGCCACAGUUGAAAUUUGCCGAGCUGAUACGUCGGCAUCAUCGUAUCUAUUUUACCACUAACCCCAUGUUGGCUGAGGUUUUCUUAGUUAUAUAUUUACUCUUCCACUUCUCUGAUUACAAUUCUUUUUAAUUCGUUUGUUAUCGGUUUGAAUUUAAUGUUACGAAUCUCUCAUUCUACAUUAGAACGUAAAGAAUAAAACGCAUGGCAAAUGGCCACACUCAUUCUGGUUAUGAAACAGUUAAAGUAAAUACCUACUACUUUACUUGCAAUAAGUGGAUCAGAAUUAGUCUUAAUUUUCUUAAUUAGUCGUUGCCGUCGUAAUGUGAGAUAUUCCAACAUCAUUUAUUCCAACUCCAGAGGACUUAUAAAGUAACCGAAUUGAACCAAUAAUUCUAAUUGAUUAAACAGCCCAUAUUGUGUGGGGUCUCUGAAUAUGCACUUUCACUGAGCGCGAGCAUGCGCUUAACUGACAAGUUGUAGGCUCGUUGGUGAUUUAUUCUGGCGGCACAUUUGAUAUUUUAAUAACAAUAAUUUCACGAUGAAUGUUUGUAAAUGGUUUGGUAUUGCACGGCCAACUUAGAAUGGUAAUUGCUGGCUUGUGUUUAGGGAGACGUGUUGUUGGUCUGGGUGACGGUUCUAACAUUCAACAUCGAGAACGUCUUUUGGGAACAGAUAACGGACGUUUACGCUUAGCCUAAUGUUUAUACUGGAGUAAUUAUUCGGAUAAACUCUGAGAAUCAUCGUUGUUUAAAUGAAGGGGAGAUUUAUUUGGAUCAAUCAGAAAAAAUGCUGAUCAUUUGAUUGAAACAGUUCAGAGGUACAUUUGUAUUCGAAACCGGAUUUUUUUUUCUCCAAAAACCACUUUAGACAUUUUGACCAUCAAAUCUCUAGCAGCAAUCCAAAAUAUCCACUAAAUACUGAUUGGUCCGAAGCGGGAAGCGAAACAAAUACAUAGUUCAACGACUGUCUAAGCCUUCCACUUUAUCGAGUUAUUCAAAAAAGCUGUGACUCUCAAGGUAUCGAGAACUAGCAAUAUAUCUGCAAUCCACAAUUCAAAAUUCAUACACAGGAUGAAUUCUGACAACACCGAUUUCCUCGUAUUGCUUUAUCAACUACUUGGAUGUGACAUCGCAUGUGACUUCUCAUGUAUGUUUCAACUCUAAGCCUAUGAAUUUUACAAAUCUUCAUUGCACUUAAGCCUUAAUUUGCCAGGUGUGAAGAUCUGGAGCAGCGUAUAGUUGUUAUAUACUAGUGAGAGAUAGCGUUGCUCCGGCCGGGAUCAGCUAAGAGCAUCAUUUUUCUGAACCUGACUCGUGAAUUUUAGCGUUAAAUCCUCACGUACGGUGUUGCAUGUAUACCUCGCUGUUUUUUUUUUGUAAUAUUUUAGCGUGUAGAUCAUGUUCUUCACUAUGCCUGUUGGAUCGAUGUAGCGUAUUAGACUGGACGAAGCUGGUGACCGCAUUUUUAGACCUGAAAUAACAGCGUUGCCCGAUUUUAAGUAUGGGGUUUCGCGUCUCUGGCCUGUGGCUCUCAAAUUGGAGAAAAAUUAGUGCCCUGGAGGUAAGUUAUUCUUUGAUUGUUCAUAGUUGACCUCUCCGGGCUAAUGGAGAGGUUAAUGUUUCUAUGUUAAGCUCAGACUGUGUGAAAAGGAUAUUGUCUGGUAAACAACUGUUGUGAGAUGCUAAACAUUGCAUUUUGUGAAAUCGGGCAACCAGGUGGACGAGUAGAGAGUCUUUGAGCUUACCAGUCAUGCGAUACUAGUUGUGUGGCCGGUCCCUCAUUUUUGAUGGUAAUAUUUUCUUAUUACUCUAGCAGCGUUCUGUAGAGAGGCUAAGUAUUCGUGGGAUUCCAUCUGGUUGAUACUUUUCUUAAAUGAUAUUGAUUAGUUCAGUGCACUUCUAGUUUUCCUUCGACGUUUCAGUUCGGUUUACUUUUAAGGAACUAUUACGAGUUGCUUUAUCUCUCCGGAGUUGCUUCGUGUAGUUUAGUGAUGUUUGAUUUUAGCUAUAACUAUAUAGACGCGUGAAGAAUGUGCGGCGCCAACCACUGCUCCCCCCCCCCCCCGCCGGUCUCGGUGUCAUCUUAAGAUAUUCAUCUAUGUUCACGUUACUUGUGCUUACAAUUUAUAUUUGAUAAUUAAUGUUUUUGUGUUGAUUUUCGUAACCUUACGUUGGCUUUUACCUCUCACUCGUGUAUUCGCUGCUCAUUGAUCACGUUUUCUAACGUUCUGUUGCAAUGAUCCCUUGCUCAAGACAGUAACUACGUCUCUCGCGAUAUGUCCUGUACAAAAUUUUGAACUUAUUUCUCUUAGAAGUAUAGGUAUUACAGUUAUUUCUCUUAUCUCCAUUAAUGACAGUCGUGUGACUAGCUGUCAUUACAGACGGUCGUGUGACUAGCUGCCAUUACAUAAACUCGCUUUACUCGCAGCAUUAAUAAAGCUGCCGUAUAGUACACCGUACAGGUGAUGGGGCUCAUGCUUUGAAUUCUGUCAGCUUUUAAAGGAAUUUCUGGCUAUUUGGGUGCUAUUUUAAUUUUCUAAUCUAAAUAUAUGAUUUUAUGUACCUAUUUAAAUUGCUGGGCUGGUAACUAUACCAAGAUGUGAGUUAGUAUUUGUACUGUUUGUGUUUAAGAAGCCCCCAUUUGUGAGUAUUUGUACUGUUUGUGUUUAAGAAGCCCCCAUUUGUGCCUCUUGGUUCUAGAUGAAGUUGCUAGAGUGGACUGGAUAGCUUUUGGUUACCUGCUUAGCGCACCAAUGCUUGUUUGUCUAACUUUUAUUUACACCCUUUCUAGUUCUCAAUGCUCGCGGCUUAAGUAAUCUUUUUAUUUGCUUGCGUAAAAAGCCCUUCCCGAUGAAUAAGACGAAAAAUUUAGAAGUGAAGGAACCUUCGUCCACUCACCCGGCUACAUUGCGAACAAGAUUCUUCUAACUGUUUAUAACAAUUAGUGUCACCGGCAUCAAGACUCGUUCCCUAGCCUCUAAUUAUAUCUUUAUCAAUAGUCAGUACUCGUGCUAUGGCCAAAACCAGUUUUCUUGUCGAGCGUGCCUUUAAAGCUAUCGGUCCUUGUGUGCUUGACAGCGUCACCUUGCCUGGUAGUUUAAUUUUGCCUCUGCUUAGUUUAGUUUUACCCUUCGUCGACUGACGGUCAUUUUAAUAACCAGGCCCUCAGUUGCGAAUAUUAUUACCAACGCUUACUGUAUCCUUAGACGACGGGUUAAUUAAGCAUGUAUGAUGUUCACCGAGCAUGUUUUAAUGCUUUAUUUCUAUCACUCCGACAUCUCAACUCCAUAAUAUUAUAUCGGAAUUUUUUAAUGAUCAUGAUUGCUGCUUGUAUCAUCGUUUUUAGCUUGUUGAGUUGAGGUUCUUAACUUAAGUGUUGAAGAUAUCGUAAUUUUUUUGAGGUUACGGUUUUUUUUUUUGUUCCAUGUACCGAACAUUAGAUCUCCGGGCCUCAUUGUUUGAAAGUCCAACCAUGGUAUUUUACCAAGUUUUCACGGCCGUAGCAUAUAAUCUCUUGGAAUAUUAAUCUCGUGGUAUCUAAUCACUCGAACGGCUUUCAAUUAAUGCAUAAGAUUUAAUUAUCUUCGAUGAGUUCAGGUUUCCAUCACGGAUAUUUCGUUAAUCAUCCGCGGCUUGUUCCUGGAAAUUAAUCCUAAUUAAGCUUAAUUUUCUUAACUAGAGGAUCAUCACUGCAGGUGGGUCUCGGAUUUCGUCAUAAGAUAUAAAUUAACCAACAGAAGACGCGUGAAAAAAUUACUUGUAUGUACAUAAUUAUGUUAUUGAAGGCGGUGCGAGGAAGUGCGAGGUUGCCUGCACCCAUUUGGGAUGAUAAGUUUAAUAAAAAUAAUGUAAGUCGUGGGCUAAAUUGCGUUACCUGCAUCGCUAAGCUGCUUUCGUUUUGUUAAUUUGUUCUAAUGGUGCCUUCUUGUUGUGAAGUCUUGAAAGUUGUUUACCGCACUUGGGUUCUUUAAUUCCUUAGGCUUGAGUUGACCCGCGCAUUGGACAGCAUGUAUCGUGCUCCUGGCCUUCGCCUUUGUUGUUGCAAUUAUUAGUUUUAUGUAAAUAAUACGAUGUAUGCAAUAUAAUUUCUUUGGUUCCA
This is a messenger RNA of Hyalella azteca, 11815 nucleotides long. It is a transcript of the gene Hipk, whose product is annotated as homeodomain-interacting protein kinase 2. Lineage: Eukaryota; Metazoa; Arthropoda; Malacostraca; Amphipoda; Hyalellidae. The transcript is spliced from 12 exons. Bases 1 to 4716 code for a protein of 1571 amino acids. Gene Ontology annotation, biological process: peptidyl-threonine phosphorylation; peptidyl-serine phosphorylation. The record is from RefSeq and is a predicted model, not a curated record. Gene Ontology annotation, molecular function: protein serine/threonine kinase activity; ATP binding; protein tyrosine kinase activity. Gene Ontology annotation, cellular component: nucleus; cytoplasm.